GUAUUUGUAUUUUGAAUCUAACCUUUUCCCGUUGCGUUCGAUGUGUAAAAUUUGAUGAAUAUUCUUUUAAUUCUAUUCCGUAAAUAAUUAAAGGUGCUAUGGCUUCUUGUUCCGCUUACAACUGUAGUAAUAAAAUUGGAGCAAAUAUUGAAGGCAUCACAUUUCACAGAUUCCCAUUAUCCAAACCAGAACUGCUGAUCAAAUGGCUGUCAGCAAUGCGCAAGGACAAGUGGGUACCUAACAAGGCAGAUGUUCUCUGCAGCUUUCACUUCUCAGAUGACCAAUUUGUUGAAAAUAAUGGUUAUAGAUUUCUUAUCCCUACUGCUGUCCCAUCCAAGUUUGAGGUCUUGGCUCCACCUAAGAGCCUGUUCCCAACUGAGUGGAGUGCAAGACUUCUGACGAUUCGGGACAUUGAGUGUGACAACCGCAAGGGCUACGUAGUGGAGGCUCGUAUCCCUCUGGCAACCAAAGAGGAGUUCACCAAUUGGCUGGAGGCCCAUGAGAAGCUGGCUCAAGUGAAUUACGUACUCCUACGCAAUUACCCCAUCGCCAACAAGAACUUGUCUUACAAGGCGGAGUAUGUGUGUGUGUAUGGAUCAGCUGCUGCACGUCCGAACAAAAGUGACAAGCCCUGUCCUGCCCGAUUGCUCGUCCGGAUCAGAGUGGAUCCUAAAUUUAGGUAUCGUAAACCACUUGAAGAAGGACACGUACCUGUGGUUGGUUAUCCAUGCAACAUUGUUCUGUAUCAUUUGCAUAACCAUAAUAUAGGUUCAAAUACCAUAGAGACAAAGCUUGCUCCCUCUGAAGAGGUGUCUUCAAUUGUGAAGCAAAAGUUCAUUGAGAUGUUCAAGGGUGGUUAUACAGUAGAUAUGGCUCUAGCCACCCAUCAGAAAGAUCUUUUUGAGGAAUAUACGGAUGAAUACGAUGAAGUUUUGAAUGACUCGUAUGUCUGUCCAACUAUUGAGUGGUUGGUGAAGUUCCAUGAAAUUUUCUCUGAGGAAUUUGAGUGGAAUGAUUCUAAAAUGGUCAAUAUUUUGCAAGAAGAAAUUGAAGAUAUCAAUGCCUCUAAAGGAAGUGCUACUAUGGCGACAGAGGGAGAGGAUGUCAUUGUGGUGCUUUCAACCCCUCUCAUGCAGAGAGCACAUUCCAUGAAGGCCUCUGGGGAAGUUGUGUUUGUAGACAAUUCAGUGUAUUUGGAUCGAUGCAGAUGCUUUGUGUAUGUGAUCAUGGCUUACAGCUGCACCGAAGGUCUACCACUGGGCUUACUGAUCACGACAUCUAACACGGAAGAAAUCCUCACUGCUGGUUUCAAAUUGUUGGCUGACAUUCUUCCUGAAAAAGCUUUUGGUUCUUUCGGAAGGCAGGGCCCAGAAGUUUUUCUUACUGCAAACAAUGAUGCACUUCAGAACAGCUUGAAAGCCGUAUAUCCAGAAUCUGCAGUUUUGUUGUGUGCAUACAACAUGUCACACGAACUCUGGCGCUGGCUUUGGGACCCAGACAAUGCCAUCGAGGAGUCUGAUCGCUGCACCCUGUUCUCGUUAGCUUACAAGAUAAUGCAAACAAAAAAUGCUGAAGAAUUCAAUGAGUUGAAUGAGAUUAUCAUGGCAAAUGAAACUGUGCAAAAAUAUGAACAGUUCAAAAGCCACUUUGAAGAAAUUAAAGGCGUUUCAGACAGAUGGGCUGUUUGUUUCAAGAAUGAAAUACUUGACAAAGACAAAGAGAUCAGUGGCAUUGAAAUGGCCAGCCAUGUUUUGAAAGAUAAGGUUUUUCUCAAUAAAGCUUAUAACGUCCUGCAAUUGUUGAAAUAUUACACAGACACAAUGGAAACUUAUUAUCGCCAGAAAAUAAUUCACUGCAUUAACAAUACAUUGGAGUCAUUUCUCCUGUCAUCAUUCCAGCCCGAAAUGAGGGAGACUUCCGAUCUCAUCGUAAAGACGACUCCCGUAGGACAGUAUGAAGUGAAAAAUGCCAAAAGUGGUAAAUCAUAUUUCGUGGACAUGAAUAUCUGUGUCUGUUCUUGCAAUCUGGGCAUCAAUGGGGCUCGAUGCAAACAUUUAUAUGCCGUAUGUGUAGCUAAGAAAGCAGAUUUCAUCAGUUUGGUGCCCAAUGAUGAUAUUAUCAAGAAGGAGCUGUUUUGGAUUGCCACUGGGACAAUGAAGACUGGCACGUUCGACAUCCAAAUGGAUGUCGACGAGGAAAGUGAAUCAGACUUGGUCGCAUCGCCUGUUAAAGGAGCAAGCACCAGUGGUGAUUCCUUGAGAAAUCAGAAGGAGGAGUCGAAGAAAAUACUCGAGAGAGUAGUGAAAAAUAUCAUGCAGAAAUAUGACUCAAAUCCCACAGAAUUUCACAAAGCUAUUGUUACAGCUGCGGUCAACUACCAAAAUCUCAACAACGAUCGAGAGAUUCUAGCUGCUCUAAAGUACUUUGGGAAAAAUACUUUUAAGUAAUUUGGUAGUUUGUUUCAAAAGUAAGUUUCAGAGCUUAAUUUUUUUUUACAUAGAUUUUCUAACAGAUAAGUUCCCUACUUCAAAAAUUAAAAGAAAAAGAGAUUUAUUAAAUUAAAAUGUUUACUAAAUCACUAAUAAAAAGAACACAUUUUAUUUCUGGGGAUGCUAAGUAAACAUUAAGUGCAUUAGAAUGAUCUUUUAAAGAUUAUUCUUUUUUUUUUUAGAUUAUUUUUUAAGUAAAAUGGUUUUUCCCGAAUUUUAUUUACAUUCAGCGAUAAAAUGAUUUGGUUUUGAUUUUUCAAGUAUUUGUGUUUUAGAAAACUGCAUUUCAGAGUAAACUUUUUAAAAAAUAUUCUGUUUGGAUACAGUAGAAUAUUGACAUUCAUGUUUAAAGAAUAUUUUGUUAGAAAAGCCUACAGCAAGUUCAAUUAUAUUAAAUAUGACCACAUGAGCAGAAGGGGUUACUCUAUGGUUUCAUCAUUUUUACAAAACAUUUUGACAAUGCUGUGAAAUGCCAGAGUUGAGGCUUGCUUUCAUUUUUUUUCUUAUGACUUAAAAGAGGGUAGCCACCUAUGAUGAGAUAAUACUGUGACCAGAGGUCUUGUACAAUCAUUCUUUUAGGAAUCUGAAAUUCCUUUUUCUCUCUUUGUUUGACUUUUUGCAGCCAAACAUUUAACCAAAUAUUAGAAAUAACCAAAGGGGAAAGGGGAAUACUGUGAAAAAAUGUUUUGUAAAAGGAAGUGGACUCGUUCAAUCCGUAUGACCUUUUCAAUUUUAUAUUGUAAGAAUGUUUUUUUCCAUGUGUUUUUAAAAGUUAACAAAAUUCAGCAUUAUCAAUUCCUUGUGUCUUUCAGUUUGUUUUAAACAUAUUGACUCUCAGUAAAUUUCAUAUGACAUUAAUUUUUCCUUUCUUGAAUUUAUCACAAUAUGUAUUCCAUUUUUUUAGCAUUUGAGUAUGGCUACAAAUAAUUUGUUGCAUGUUCCAUUUUCAUUUACUUGUAUAAAAGAUAAAUAAAUAAAAUGAAAUCUA
Uloborus diversus is the source of this 3477-nucleotide messenger RNA. RefSeq lists its product as uncharacterized. The record is from RefSeq and is a predicted model, not a curated record. Lineage: Eukaryota; Metazoa; Arthropoda; Arachnida; Araneae; Uloboridae. Gene Ontology annotation, molecular function: zinc ion binding. The transcript is spliced from 5 exons. The coding region runs from base 99 to 2447 and encodes 782 amino acids.